This is a messenger RNA of Limulus polyphemus (Atlantic horseshoe crab), 2295 nucleotides long. RefSeq names its product actin-binding LIM protein 1-like. Gene Ontology annotation, molecular function: actin filament binding. Gene Ontology annotation, cellular component: actin cytoskeleton. Gene Ontology annotation, biological process: lamellipodium assembly. The record is from RefSeq and is a predicted model, not a curated record. Bases 234 to 2279 code for a protein of 681 amino acids. The transcript has 21 exons. NCBI's taxonomy places the organism in Eukaryota, Metazoa, Arthropoda, Merostomata, Xiphosura, Limulidae.
GUUGUCUAGUUAGCAGCACGGUACGACGAUCUACGGUUGUGUGGAAAGUGAGGAGGAAAGUGGCUUCGGCCUGUGUAGUACAGUCAGUGCAGGUUGUUCAAUUCGUGGAAUUAUAAAUUAACCAUGAAUGGAUAAUACGCUUCUAGUGAAGUUUUGAUAUUACUAAAUUAUCAGUAUGGUUAUUAUUCGACUUUAGUGUUUUUUUGUCGUUUCGUAUUCAAGGACAAAGGAAAAUGGGUAAAAUAAACUGUGAAAGCUGUAAAAAGAAAUGCACUGGAAAUGCUCUUCGUGUUCAGGACAAAUACUUUCAUGAAGAAUGUUUCAAAUGCACAGUGUGUUCCACAUCACUGGCAUCUGGUGGGUUUUUCUUGAAAGACAGCAGCUACUACUGUACUAAUGACUACCAGAAAGCUUUUGGGACCAAAUGUGCAGCAUGUGGAGACUACGUAGAAGGAGAGGUGGUUUCAGCACUUGGGAAUACUUACCACCAGAACUGUUUUUUUUGUGGAAGAUGCAGACAACCAUUUCCUACUGGUGAAAAGGUUAGUUUUACGGGACAGGAGUAUCUGUGUUCUAAGUGUAUACAAAUUCCUGAGGUGAUGAUACAAGCCAAGGAUGAAAAUGUUCAAGAAAAACCAAAUGAGACUGAAGAGCCAUCUGUUGACAGUGGUCAGAAAUGUGCAGGAUGUGAACAGGAGCUUAAAGAGGGGCAGGCACUUAUAGCCCUGGAGAAACCUUGGCACAUCAGUUGCUUUAAGUGUACUGCUUGUGAUGCAGUGUUACAUGGUGAAUACAUGGGGAAGUUCAUGAAGUGGACCUAUAUCUUCUACAGAGGGUUAAUGUUAGUGGUGCCAUCUAGUGUAAAUGCUGGUGAUGAUCACCAUUUCCAUCCAAGCUGUGCCCGGUGCUCUAAGUGUGGUGAUCCUUUUGGUGAUGGUGAAGAAAUGUAUAUGCAAGGUGGCGCCAUCUGGCAUCCAAGUUGUGGACCAGCUCCUGAAGAAAAGUUAGUUGAUGGUUAUAUAAAUGGUCAGACUAAAGAAGAGGAUAUGGUUGAUGGACAGCAUGCAGUAGGUCCUUCGUAUUCCUCAAGUACGUCAAGCUCGAGCUCGGCAAGCCCGCACGGUUCGCUUACACGAAAGUACGGCCAUAAACACACUGGAAGUUAUCCUGAGAAAGAAAAUCUACUGAGCAAGGACCUCAGUCGUGUGUACACCAUAAGCUACUUGACAGCAGAACCAACACAGGGCUAUCUUAGACGUCCUAUCCAGCCCUAUCCACCAAAGUCACCACAGUUUUACAGACCUCCAGAUCAUGUCGUGAAAAGAACAACAGUAUCUAGAACACCAGCUUCUAAACAAGGAAUGUCAUUUCUAGUGGAAUCCAUCCAGGCUAGUGUUCCUCGACCUCGAUCUCCAUACAUGAAUAACGAAGAACCGAUAGAAAUGUCCCACUACCCAGGAGCUCAACGUCCUAAGCCUACAGAAGUCGCCAAGAUAGAAAGAGAUGAUUUUCCAGCUCCACCGUUUCCUUAUGCCGACUCCGAAUGUAGAAGACGUUGGAGUGGUAGCUCCAAAGACUUUGAAGUUGAUGAAACCACUGAUAUGAAUGAAGAAGAAGGAGUUAAGGAAGAUCCACGUUUAAAGAAAGAGGAAGAAGAACUGUCUAAGAUAUCAAGUGGGAUUGGCAAGGUGUUUUUGAAAACUGUGCAAGAGAGAGAAAAGAUACGAGCUUGGAAGAUGACUCACGUUGAUCCUCGAAGUGCUUCUCGUACUCCUUCAGCCAAUCGAGAGGUUCCCGUUAAGCUUCGCUAUGAUAGCCCUGUCAAUGCCUCACCAUCUCGGGCAAUGGAUCGACCCCGACCAUGGGAGGAAGAGGAAUUUGACCGGGGAUCCAGUAACAGGUCAUCUCUGGGCAAGUCUGGACGUGUUACCCCCACUUACAAUGUGGUGUCCUCACUUCGGUCAGCACCUAAACCUGGUUAUGGGUUUGCAACUAAGUCUGCUACUCUUCCUGUUGGUGGCCGAGAUUAUGGGACUGAAGAUAUAACCUUUGGUAAAUUGAUGAACAUGCAAAAUGCAGACUUCAGUAGUGCAAGAUCAGAUGUUUCAGGUACUUCUGAACAGGAUGAACAAGCUUUGAAUCACAAUGACAACAGUGUGUCCUGCAGCACACCUAUUUCUGAUAUUCGUGGAGGCUUUCGCUAUGCCUCUUACGGUCCUCACUGGAGAAGUUCAAUGCCAAAUGUUAAUUUCCACUUGUCUAAUGAACCACCAAAGUAAAUCACAAUAAGAUCUA